UGAUGACAAGUAUUUCGGAGUACUAAGUACUCCUAUUAAGUACAUGGGCUGCUACCUUUGCUAAGUCGCUCAAAAUAAAUAAAAAAUACUACACCACUCCUCCGCUUGCUACGCUGCGUGCUUACAAUAGUCGAUCGAUUCCCGUCGUCAUUGAUCGUGCUUUGGUACGCUAGCCACCAGCAUCUAGUCUAGCCGGCGACGAUGGCGACGCAAGAAAUAGAAAAGGCACCCCACGCCGUCCGCCGCCGGGUCGUCUUGUUCCCGCUGCCGUUCCAGGGCCACCUCAGCCCCAUGCUCCAGCUAGCCGAGCUCCUCCGCGCCCGCGGCCUGGCCGUCACCGUCCUCCACACCGACUUCAACGCGCCCGACCCCGCGCGCCAUCCGGAGCUCGCCUUCGUCUCGAUCCACGAGGCGCUCCCGCACGAGGCCACCUCCCCCGACGCCGACAUCGUCGCGCAGCUCCUGGCCCUCAACAGCGGUUGCGAGGCGCCGUUCCGGGAGGCCCUGGCAUCGCUGCUGCUGCUGCGCGAGGACGUCGCCUGCGUGGUCGUCGACGGGCAGUGGUACGCGGCGCUGGGGGCGGCGGGCGCGCUCGGCGUCCCCGUGCUCGCGCUCCGGACGGACAGCGCCGCCACGUUCGGCAGCUUGCUUGCGUUCCCUCGCCUGCGCGACGCCGGCUACGUCCCGAUCAAAGAGGAGCGACGGGACGACGAGCUCGUGCCGGAGCUGGAGCCGCUCCGCGUGCGCGACCUCAUCCGCAUCGACGGCAGCGACGUGGACGCGCUGCGCGGCUUCAUCGCCCGCGUCGCCGACGCCGUGCGGGCCUCCGCGUCAGGGGUUCUUCUCAACUCGUUCGACGCCAUCGAGGCGCCGGAGCUGGCCAGGAUAGAGAAAGAGCUGUCCUGUCCAGCCUUCGCGGUCGGCCCUCUGCACAGGAUGUGCCCAGGGCCGGCGCCGGCGGAGCACGGCCUGCACGUGCCAGACCGCCGCUGCCUGGCGUGGCUGGACGCGCACCCGCCGCGCUCCGUGCUGUACGUGAGCCUGGGGAGCGUCGCUCGCGUCGACCGCGGCGUGUUCGAGGAAAUGGCGUGGGGACUGGCGGGCAGCGGCGUGCCGUUCCUGUGGGUCGUCCGGCCCGGCUCCGUCCGCGGCGGCGGCGCCGACGAACUACCCAACGGGCUCGACGAGGGAUUCAGGAGCAGGGGGAAGGUGGUGGCAUGGGCGCCACAACUGGAGGUUCUGGCCCACGAGGCCGUCGGCGCAUUCUGGACGCAUUGCGGCUGGAACUCGACGCUGGAGGGCGUGUGCGCCGGCGUGCCGAUGCUCGCGCAGCCGUGCUUCGCGGACCAGACGGUGAACGCGAGGUACGUGACGCACCGGUGGGGCGUCGGGCUGGAGGUGGGGGACGUGAUCGACAGGGCCAGGGUCGCGGCGAGGGUGAGGAUGGUGAUGGCCGGGGAAGAAGGGGAUCGGGCGAGGGAGAGGGCGCGUCAGCUCAAGCUGCAAGCAGACCAGUGUGUGGCUGCUAGUUUCGCCCUCGACAAUCUCGUGCAGUACGUGCUGUCACUGUGAGUCGCCGGCCGGCCGGCUUCUCUACACGAGAUUCUCCCCAUGAAUAAUCAUCUCAUCGGUGGAUGCUAAGAGCGUCUACAACCGUGAUUGCCUAAAUUGAAUACGCCCGCUGGCGAGUCAGCUGUCACUGACCGGACAGCGACUGAAUUGAGCGCUCCACAACUGCAAUUGCCUUAAUUAGAUACACAAACUCAUACUAACCAUGCAACGUACAUAGAUCAGUUACAAAAAGAAGCAAAACAUACGAAA
Molecule: messenger RNA, 1821 nt
Organism: Triticum aestivum (bread wheat)
Lineage: Eukaryota; Viridiplantae; Streptophyta; Magnoliopsida; Poales; Poaceae
Product: DIMBOA UDP-glucosyltransferase BX8-like
Exons: 2
Coding region: 202-1572 (456 amino acids)
Molecular function (GO): quercetin 7-O-glucosyltransferase activity; quercetin 3-O-glucosyltransferase activity
Source: RefSeq, a predicted model, not a curated record